GCGAUGAGGCAAUCCGGAAGUGGAUAUAAUGAAGAGGUGCCACUUGGCGGCCAUGGCUGCGGUAGUAUCUGUGGCUCCGGGUCAAAGCCCAGCGGAGAGGAGUGAUACGGGGAGCACCGGCUAUAGGGCGGAGGGAGCUUUGUAUCGGAUUCGCUGCUGAACUCCAGUCUCUUCGUUAGAGACGUACAGGACUCCUUUCCUCAUUCGAAACUCGAAGGAGAGUUUGCCGGGACUGGUGGGCUGGUUCCAGCUGGGGGGAUCACCGGUUCCAGCAGGGUGUCCCAAAGAGCUAGGGGUGCCGCAGAACCAACAAGUUCGCUUGGGUUUUCCUCCUUUUCCUGCUGCCGCCUGCAACGUUGUCUGUGGAGAGAGUGGGCCCAUUGUGCCCUUCUCAUUCCGACCAUUGAAGGAAUCGCUUCUUGGCGUAUUUUUUUCCCCAUUGACUUUUCCCAUCUCUGUUAACGCACCGGAAUCCAGGGACUGGAGUCUGAAAACUCAGGGGCUGGGGACCUAAGAUUGCUGAAAGUUCUCUCUGAUGCUACUAUCAGCCCACGGGGGCUGUUUCCAGGUACGCUCACGAGAAAGGCGCUCCGUGAACACCUCCGCCGGCAGGGAGGACAGAAGAACUGGAAAGUCCCUCUCGUUCUCUUGGAAUCACGACGCGCGUGUAAGAACCCGUGGAAGCCACUGAAAAUCUGUAGUCCGGUGGUGGUGGGCGCGUACAGGAGGGCAGAAUGGAUGAUUUCAUCUCCAUCAGCCUGCUGUCUCUGGCUAUGCUGGCGGGAUGUUACGUGGCUGGAAUCAUUCCCUUGGCUGUUAAUUUCUCGGAGGAGCGACUAAAGCUAGUGACUGUUUUGGGUGCCGGCCUUCUCUGUGGAACUGCACUGGCAGUCAUCGUGCCUGAAGGAGUACAUGCACUUUAUGAAGAUAUUCUUGAGGGAAAACACCACCAAGGGAGUGAAACACAGGAUGUGAUUGCAUCAGACAAAGCAGCAGUAAUACCAGUUGCCCAUGAACAUGAGCACAGCCAUGACCACCACACACAGCUGCAUGCCUAUAUUGGUGUUUCCUUGGUACUGGGCUUUGUUUUCAUGUUGCUGGUGGACCAGAUUGGCAGCUCCCACGUGUAUGCUACUGAUGAUCCAGAAGCAGCAAGGCCUAGCAAUUCCAAAAUCACCACCACGCUGGGUCUGGUCGUCCAUGCUGCAGCUGAUGGUGUUGCAUUGGGAGCAGCAGCUUCUACUUCACAGACUAGUGUCCAGUUAAUUGUGUUUGUGGCAAUAAUGCUACAUAAGGCACCAGCUGCUUUUGGGCUGGUUUCGUUCUUAAUGCAUGCUGGCCUAGAGCGGAAUCGAAUCAGAAAGCACUUACUGGUCUUUGCACUGGCAGCACCAGUUAUGUCCAUGGUGACAUUCCUAGGACUAAGUAAGAGCAGUAAAGAAGCCCUUUCAGAGGUCAAUGCCACUGGAGUGGCCAUGCUUUUCUCUGCCGGGACAUUUCUUUAUGUUGCCACAGUACAUGUCCUCCCUGAGGUGGGCGGAAUGGGGCACAGUCACAAAUCCGAUGCCACUGGAGGGAAAGGCCUCAGCCGCCUGGAGGUGGCAGCCCUGGUUCUGGGUUGCAUCAUCCCACUCAUCCUGUCAGUAGGACACCAGCAUUAAAUGUUCAGGUUCCAGCCUCAGUCCACGGCCGUUUGCCAUCCAGUGAGAACAGCCGACAGAACAGCUGCUCACUUUCUCAGUCUCUUGUCUCACCUUGCCCAUCUCCACCUGUAUUCCUAGAGUCUGGAGGGAGGUGAGAUUAAAACCUGGAGUCAUGGAAAGCUUUUAGAAUAGAAACAACACAUUGCAAGUGGAUAUAGACAUUCCAUUGUGUUGUCUUUUAAAAGGCCCUGGGCAUUUUGAGUUUUGAUGUUUCUCUUAACCCUAUUCUCAGGGAAGAUGGAAUACAGUUCUAAGGAAAAGUGGAGAACUUCAUACUCACAAUGAAAUAGUAAUUAUGACAGUCCAGUGUUCUGUAAUUAAGCGAAAUCUCUUAAUUUAGAGGCUCUGCCACUUUAUGCAUUGAUUUUUAAGAUGGGUCUCACCGUGUAAAACUGGUGCUUUAGCAUCUAUGCCACAUGCCUUGAUAGAAGGUCAUAAUGCCUGCUGUCUUAGAUGCUAAAGAUAACUGUAGUUAAUUUGGGGCUCCAGUCAAAAAAAUGAUGGCAAGACACAUUGAAAGUUGACUUUAUAUUCAAGAGCUGUCCCCUGCAAAGGGGCUGUCGGGAGGACUUUAACUUCCUUCUGCGAGUGCCUCUUUGAAGAGAGCCUGCCAUAGAGCAACAGCAGCGGACUGGCUUCUAAAGAGGUGACUCGUACUUAGUAGCAUUUCUUUUCAAGUUCUCCUUUGCAGAACACCUGCCUCCAACACAUUCUUAUGAGGAGCCAAGUUCUAGUAGGUUCAGGCCUAGGCUUUCCUUCAAGAACAGUCAGAUCCCAAAGUAUCUUUGGAAAUUAAGUGGUGUUAAAUUUUAAGUGAAUUUGGAUAGUUACUGACAUCUUUGUAACAGCCUUUUUAAAAGUAAGAUUAUCAAAACCUAAGUUGUCCUUUUUUUUUUUUAAGUAUUUAUCUUAGCAGACCAGCAGUCCCUCUGACAAAAUACUGGGUUUCUCUUGGGGGGUGCUCAGUCAGCGUCACCUCAGCACCUGCAGCAGUGAAGAAAGAUGUAUCACAAAUGGGAAAUGUUGGCCUGUUCAUUUAAAGCUUAUUGAAAUAAUGUCUUUUGUCUCUUCAUCUUUUCCAUAUUUUUCUCCUCUAACUUUCCCCUCCAGUCCCUCCUCCCUACAAUUUGCUGCUUACUGCUGGUGGCGAGGUUAGUAUUUGUGUGAGUUCAGUUCUCAUCAGGACAACCACUUCUCGAGCUGUGAUGAUGAAGAUAAUACUGUUUCUAUUCCUUAUUCUUAUUCCCUUCAAUGAAGUUCCUUUGUGUCAAAUGCAGUUUUGCUAAACCCUUAAAAUAGCACUUUUUCUCAGAUGAGAUGACACAAUCAUUAAUAUUCUGGUAACUUAAACAAUUGAGAUAGUAAAAAUGUUUAACAAACUAGGAUGAUUUUUUUGUCUUUGCCAAUAUCCCUGUAAACCUUAUGUUAUCAAACAAGUGUAUAAUAUUAUUUUAUUAUUUAUUUUGAUUUUCUAUACCAUUUCAAAACACAUUGCAUAAAGAGGGAACCAUAAUAUUUUCUUAAGGGCAAUGGAUUUAGGAGUUCGUAAAAAUUUUUUUUAUGACGCAUAUGCCAGCAUGCCUAUGAUUUUUUUUCCUUCCUAGAUUUGUCACUGGGUCAGCAGCUGUAGAACUUGUGAGCCCUCUGCUGGCUGUAGACCAAAGUAGUAUUAAUAGGAUUAAGUUUUGUAUAGUGGCUGGCAACCAUUGCAUACAAUCUUAAAACCAAUGGAAGGUAUAAUACAGAAAGUCUAAGUGACUUUCCCAAUAACACUGACUUAUGAGAGUCAUGGAGUUUCACCUGGUCCUUCAGAAUGACAUGGUUGCCUUGAUUCUCCCUGGAUAUUUACUUUGUUAAAUGAGUAGGGUAUUUUAGUGUCUGGUUUGGAUGGUAGCACUUUCUAUCAUAUUGUCGUGUGCAGUGAUGAGAAAUGUGUUCUGCUGGCCAAAGCUCCUUUCAGCAGUGCCUUGCCAUCACACUUAAAAGUUUGGCUAGAAUAUCUUGCUGGUUAAGGCCUUGAACUCUGGCAAGGAUUGAACCAUGUAACUUCCAAAUUUGCCUUCCUCUCUGGACCUCACAUUAAUAGGCAAACCUUUCAAGGCCUAUCAGCUCUCCGAGGCUGUGGGCUUUCCCAGAUUUUAAAGCUGCUGCCUCAGGAACUACUCAUUUCUCCUGGUCAGCAGACAGAAAUAGCCAUACUAACCUUAUAGGGCUCAAAUGCAUCUUCAGGCAGCACGGAACCGAGCAGUGCGGCAGAGGCCUCCCUUCCCUGGGGGAGGAACUUGCCCAUGGUGGGCAGUGUCCCAGGAGAGGCCACAUCGCUGAUCAUUUACUGACACAUUUCAGUUCCAUUUCUGUCUUGUUUAAACUGCCUCCUUAGAUGUGGAUGCCUUAAUGCUCUCACACAUUUGAAAACAUUUGCAAUACCUAAGUGGCUGCCAUGAUCACAGAUGGAAAUAUUGGCUACCAAAGAUGCAAUUGAUGAUGAAAAGUAUAGUCCUUCCUUCCCCAUAACCAAAGUUAAUCUUAGUUGCAAUUUGACUCCCUUUCCUUGGUAGGAAUAGACUUUCUUCAGAUUCCACAUAAGUGGCAAAUUAAGUUGAAAAAAUACUACUGAUCAUUCCCGUCACUUGUUCUCCAGUGAAUUGCUUCUCAGGCCCUCGUUCUCCAGAGCAGCAAUGUUCCAGGUCUGGUGGCUUCCUGUGCACACUAGGGCCGAUUUCUUUUCUUUAGGCAAAGGUUCUUCACUGGAGUGUAGUGUUAGAAAUGGUACCGUCUACAGAGGCUGUGUUCUCUCUUCCCACCCCACCCCAAAUCACCUUUUUUUUCCCUGUUCAAAUCAUCUGAGUCAGCCCUGUUCCUAUAUUUUGAAUCAUCUUUAGAAAAAAGAGAGAGGUGGCCAUUUUGAGUGGUCAGUUCUUUGUAAAAAGGAGAAAAUGUAAUUGCGUUUUUUUACCGGCCUACUACGAAGUGUCACUGCCUGGUUUUUUCUCCUUUUCAAGGAUUAAAA
Messenger RNA from Myotis brandtii (Brandt's bat), 4713 nucleotides. RefSeq names its product solute carrier family 39, member 9 (gene SLC39A9). Bases 735 to 1661 code for a protein of 308 amino acids. NCBI's taxonomy places the organism in Eukaryota, Metazoa, Chordata, Mammalia, Chiroptera, Vespertilionidae. Gene Ontology annotation, biological process: zinc ion transport; transmembrane transport. The transcript has 7 exons. The record is from RefSeq and is a predicted model, not a curated record. Gene Ontology annotation, cellular component: membrane. Gene Ontology annotation, molecular function: metal ion transmembrane transporter activity.